Fomitopsis serialis is the source of this 785-nucleotide messenger RNA. RefSeq lists its product as uncharacterized. The record is from RefSeq and is a predicted model, not a curated record. NCBI's taxonomy places the organism in Eukaryota, Fungi, Basidiomycota, Agaricomycetes, Polyporales, Fomitopsidaceae. The coding region runs from base 259 to 741 and encodes 160 amino acids. The transcript has 5 exons.
AUUCUGCAAAUAUACGCUGCCGCUGGAAUACUAACAUUGUCAAUUACGACCGGUUGGUUGGUGAGAACGUCCUCGAAUUCAGCCGACAUGGUUCUAUAGUGUCGGCAGUCUAUGCGCCCUGAAAGAGGAUCGUUGUAAAGCAAAAGAGUGUGGCUGAAGGAAGAGCGGAGUACGCCCAGAUGGAGGCUUGAGGCAGGAUGGGAGGACGCGUCGUGGAAGCGUGACCGGCGCGUCGCGCCUCAUCCUGCUACGUCCACCAUGCGGGCGUCCUGCCGGCUGUACAUCCUCCUAUUCCUCUGCUACUCUGCUGUCUCUGUGAACGCCAUUCUAGGACACAAGUGGGAGGCUACGGACUUCUGCAAAUGCAUCUGCUUCCAGAAUUACACUAUCCUGCAUAUGCAGAUACCAGAUAAUCCGAAGCAGCCGUGUCUAUCAUGUACAAAGCAAUGGUGUCUCAAUCAGAACCUGCCUAUAUGUGCCAAUGCGAAGCUUGGUGUCGCGAACCCUGACACGGCAACAGGGAAGGAGGGCGACGUUGAAGCCAGAUGCUUCCAGAGGGAUUCACCUCGAGAUCAGUUGGUCGUAACCAUCUUCCUCCUGACAGUCUUCGGACUCCUUCUGGGUGCCGGCAUCAAAGCUAGGAUGAUCAAGGCGGGAUGGACACGAGUCUGGCAUGGAGUGCGGGUAGGAGAUGGUGGGAGGCCUGGGUCCCGCAAAGACAGCCUGAGGAUAUCAGGUUAGAUCUGAGUAACCGGGUGCGCGAACUUUGGAGUCGCAACCGCCAG